This is a messenger RNA of Capsella rubella, 1883 nucleotides long. Its product is annotated as glucan endo-1,3-beta-glucosidase. NCBI's taxonomy places the organism in Eukaryota, Viridiplantae, Streptophyta, Magnoliopsida, Brassicales, Brassicaceae. The transcript has 3 exons. Gene Ontology annotation, molecular function: hydrolase activity, hydrolyzing O-glycosyl compounds. The coding region runs from base 314 to 1777 and encodes 487 amino acids. Gene Ontology annotation, biological process: carbohydrate metabolic process. Gene Ontology annotation, cellular component: plasma membrane. The record is from RefSeq and is a predicted model, not a curated record.
GUAAAUCCAUAUCAUUGGCUUAUCGAGACUUUCACUUUUAUAAACAUUAAAAAGAGUUAAACAAAAUUUGGAGCCGAAAAGAGAAAACUGUCUAAUCCGACACAAAAGGAGAGUGUUAAAAUUUUAUCUUUUGCUGACGAUGACUGACUCAUUCGACCUCCAACGAAUCGAUCUCCCAAAGACAAAGCAAAGCAUAAUUCUAUUUUGCUAGAACACAAAACAUAUAGCUCACAUAGUUUAUACCUAAAGCAUUAUUUAUUAUCAUCAUCAGCUCUUACUCCAUUUCGAUAUUUGGAUUUUUAAAACAUUACCAAUGAAUGAUCUCCUACCAUUUAGACAUCUAUCUUCGUUUAUUUCUUCUAUUUGUUUGCUUAAUGUGCUUUGCCUACUUAUCAUUUCUUCAACAGGAGGAGCUGAUGGUAGCAUUGGUGUAAACUACGGCACACUUGCUAACAACCUCCCUCCCCCGCAACAAGUAGCCGAGUUCCUCCUCCGCUCCACCCUCAUUAACCGCAUCCGCCUCUUCGACGCCGAUCCUCUAAUCCUCAAAGCAUUCGCUAACACCGGCAUAACCGUCACCGUAACCGUCCCAAACGACCAAAUCCCACACUUAACCAACCUCACCUCCGCCCAAAAAUGGAUCUCCGAUCAUAUCCAACCUCACUUCCCAUCCACAAACAUCAUCCGAAUCCUCGUCGGAAACGAAGUCAUCUCCACCGCCGAUCACCUCCUCAUCAGAACCCUAGUCCCGGCGAUGCAAUCCUUACACACCGCCCUCGUCUCCGCCUCUCUCCACCGUCGAAUCCAGAUCUCCACACCUCAUUCUUUAGGAAUCCUCUCUGAUUCAACCCCACCGUCUUCCGCUAAGUUCCGGCGAGGAUACAAUACACAAGUCCUCAAACCUCUCCUCAGCUUCCUCCGCACUACUUCCUCACCGUUCGUCGUGAAUCCGUACCCGUUCUUCGGUUACUCACCGGAAACACUCGAUUUCGCUCUGUUUAGACCUAAUCCAGGCUUAUUCGAUCACCACACGAAGCUUCUCUACACGAACAUGCUCGAUGCUCAGCUUGAUUCGGUUUAUUCCGCUAUGGAUAAGCUAGGGUUUUCAGAUGUUGAGAUCGUCAUAGGCGAGAUCGGGUGGCCGUCGGAGGGAGAUAUAGAUCAGAUCGGCGUUGAUGUUUCAACGGCAGCCGAGUUUAACAAGCAUCUGGUGGCGCGUGUUGAUUCCGGUACCGGAACACCGUUGAUGCCUAAUCGGUCAUUCGAGACUUACAUUUUCGCGCUCUUCGACGAAAAUCUCAAAUCAGGACCAACAUCGGAGCGUAACUUCGGAAUAUUCCGAUCUGAUCUGACUCCGAUCUACGAUAUCGGAAUCCUCCGGCCAAAGGUAAUCAAUCGCCGUCGCAUUUUCGCUGUUUUCGCAAAUUUUUUCAUACCUUUACGAAUUGUACAGGUUAGAUCAUCGAUUCCGGAGAAAAAUCCAGGAUCUCCGGCUCAAGGAUCGCCGGAGAAGCGGUGGUGCGUCACAAAGCCAGGUGCGGAAACUGUAGCUUUACAGAGGAACAUUGACUACGUAUGUGGAUUGGGCUUAGAUUGUAGGCCCAUUAAUGAAGGUGGGCUUUGUUACUUGCCGAAUACAGUAAAAGCCCAUUCGGAGUACGCUAUGAACUUGUUUUACCAAACAAUGGGAAAAUACAAAUUUGAUUGCGAUUUCGACAAAACUGGAGAGAUAACUACGAUUAAUCCAAGCUAUGGAGAUUGUGAAUAUCAUGCUUAGUACCUUUUCUUUUUUGGGGUUUGGGUUUGUAAUAAUCAAUUUUAUGAUUAUAAUUUCUUAUGAAGUCUCUUAAAUUAAGGAAUAUGGUCACUAAAUUGCAAAUAAA